Molecule: messenger RNA, 1792 nt
Organism: Cebus imitator (Panamanian white-faced capuchin)
Lineage: Eukaryota; Metazoa; Chordata; Mammalia; Primates; Cebidae
Product: zinc finger protein 492-like
Exons: 4
Coding region: 91-1611 (506 amino acids)
Biological process (GO): regulation of transcription by RNA polymerase II
Molecular function (GO): RNA polymerase II cis-regulatory region sequence-specific DNA binding; DNA-binding transcription factor activity
Source: RefSeq, a predicted model, not a curated record
GUGUUGACAUUUAGGGAUGUGGCCAUAGAACUAUCUCGGAAGGAGUGGCAAUGCCUGGACACUGCACAGCAGAAUUUGUAUAGAACUGUGAUGUUGGAGAAUUACAGAAACCUGGUCUUCCUGGGUAUUGCUGCUUCUAAGCCAGACCUGAUCACCUGUCUAGAGCAAGGAAAGGAGCCUUGGAAUGUGAAGAGACAUGAAAUGGUAGCCGAGUCCCCAGUUGCAUGUUCUUAUUUUGCCCAAGAUCUUUGGCCAAAGCAGGGCAUAAAUAAUCAUUUCCAAAAAGUGAUACUGAGAAGAUAUAAAAAAUGUGGACGUGAAAAUUGGCUGCUAAGAAAAUGUUGUCAAAGCACGGAUGAGUGUAAGGUGCACAAAGAAUGUUCCAACGGACUUAAUCAGGUUUUGACAACUACGCAGAGCAAAAGAUUUCAAUGCAACAAAUCUGCGAAAGUCUUUCAUAAAUAUUCAAAUUCAAACAGAUAUAAGAUAAGACAAAGUGAAAAGGAACCUUUGAAAUGUAAGGAAUAUAAAAUGUCAUUUUGUACACUUUCACACUUAGCUGAACAUAAAAGAAUUUAUACCAGAGAACGACCCUACAAAUUUAAAGAAUGUGGUAAAGCCUAUAACGAGGCCUCAAGUCUUUUUACGUAUAAAAAAAUUCAUACUGGAGAGAAACCCUACAAAUAUGAAGAAUGUGGACAAACUUUUAACCAGUUCUUACACCUUACUACACAUAAGAGAAUUCAUACUGGAGAGAAACCCCACAAAUGUGAGGAAUGUGGCAAAGCUUUUAAGUACUUCUCAGACCUUACUAGACAUAAGAUCAUUCAUACUGAAGAGAAACCCUACAAAUGUGAGGAAUGUGGCAAAGCUUUUAACAACUCCUCAACCCUUACUGGACAUAAGAUCAUUCAUACUGGAGAGAAACCCUACAAAUGUGAGGAAUGUGGUAAAGCUUUUAACCAUUCCUCAAGCCUUGCUAGACAUAAGAGAAUUCAUACUGGAGAGAAACCUUACAAAUGUGAGGAAUGUGGCAAAGCUUUUAACCACUCUUCAAUCCUUUCUAGACAUAAGUUAAUUCAUACUGAAGAGAAACCCUACAAAUGUGAGGAGUGUGGCAAAACUUUUAGCCGGUACUCACAGCUUAGAAGUCAUAACAUAACUUCUUCUGGAGAGAAACACUACAAAUGUGAAGAAUGUGGUAAAUCUUUUAGGUGCUCCACAACCUUUAGUAAACAUAAGAAUAUUCAUACUGGAGAGAAACCCUACAAAUGUGAAGAAUGUGGCCAAUUUUUUAGGUGGUACUCAGCCUUUAGUAAACAUAAAAAUAUUCAUACUGGAGAGAAAGCCUACAAAUGUGAAGAAUGUGGCAAAUCUUAUACUUGCUCCACAGCCUUUAGUAAACAUAAGAAUAUUCAUACUGGAGAGAAACACUACAAAUGUGAAGAAUGUGGCAAAUCUUUUAGGUGGCCCUCAAGCCUUAGUAGACAUAAGAAGAUUCAUACUGGAGAGAAAUCCUACACAUGUCAAGAAUGUGGCAAAUCUUUUAUGUGGCACUCAGGCUUUAGUAGACAUAUGAAGAUUCAUACUGGAGAGAAAUCCUACACAUGAAGAAUGUGGCAAAUCUUUUAGGUGUUCCUCAACUCUUACUACACAUAAGAGAAUCCAUACUGGAGACAAACCCUACAAAUGUGAGGAAUGUGGCAAAGCUUUUACCCACUCCCCAAGCCUUACUUAUCAUAAGAGAAAUCAUAUUGUAGAGAAACUCUACAAAUAUGAAGAAUGUGGAAAA